GUUUGAAUUGAUGAUUUAGAUGACAUCUUAAUUCUCAUAUCAUUCUACCAUUUACCUGUGCAAUAUGGUUAUUCUGCUAUACAUUCUCUUCAUCAUCAUAAAGGGUCCAACCCUUUGCUUUGGAAAUAUUGGUCGGUUUAUUAUUAUAGGGCCGAGGACAAAAUUUUGAAAGUUGGAGAAGAGCUAUGGAGAGAAACUCUGCCGUUACGUGGUGGCUCUUGCUUUUAUCAACUACAAGGUCUGAAACCCCAAACGUGAUACCCGCUAGCUUUUCCUUACAAUUGAAGAGAAACAAGUCAGAUGUUGUACUGAACAAUAACAGGAGAUUGCUCAACACUGAAAAGCUCAUUUUUAAGACCUACAGCGAUCAGGAUGCAACCCAUUUAGUAUUAGUAACUGUGGAGCCAGAGGGGUUUCCUGCAAAACCGCAUGUACCCGAGAGGAAAUUUAUUAUUUUUAACAUAGUGUGCGAUGAACUAUUGCUGGGCAUACCCUACAAAGCUUGGUGGGUGGUGGCACUGGCACUCCUGUGUCUCGGAAUUGCAUUCGCCGUUCCUUCUUUUCUUCCAUUGUAUUUGCUACCAAAGAACCAAGUGCUACAGUCAGACCGUGUUUCGAAAACUUCUUGACAGGCUUCCCAAGAUGAUAUAGUUUUUGUAUGAGUAUUGUCUAUCCAAAUGCUGAGGCACACUGCAUGUCAUUUAAGAUAUAAUUUUGGAAUUCAUCUGACCACUGAUAUUUCAAGUUUUCUAUUUUUGCCUUCGGUUAUUAUAAUGUAACAACUAUUACUCUGAUAUUUUAGCAUUUCAUUACAUUAGUUAUCUUUUCUCUCAAUCUAAGUCAACUCAUCCAUAAUAUGAAGCUUGGGUCUUUUGGGACUCUCAACAGUGUCGUCAAAGUGUCACAUCCGCGCCAAAUUCAAUAUAGUGCCAUGGAAAAGUUGUAUUGUGGUGCCAUGGCGGCCGCCAUUCAUGGCAGUUUGGCGGAAGUUACAGAAAUUGUGGUUUUAUUCUUAGUCUGAAAAUCUUUGUCAAUGUAUUUUUACCCUACCUUAAAACAGAUUCAAAAGAAUUAAAACUCUUAUUAAAUACUAAUAAUUUUCAUUAAAUUCUAAUAACUCAUUGAGUACUA
Molecule: messenger RNA, 1131 nt
Organism: Vicia villosa (hairy vetch)
Lineage: Eukaryota; Viridiplantae; Streptophyta; Magnoliopsida; Fabales; Fabaceae
Exons: 5
Coding region: 186-629 (147 amino acids)
Source: RefSeq, a predicted model, not a curated record